Messenger RNA from Onychostoma macrolepis, 3135 nucleotides. RefSeq names its product peroxisomal biogenesis factor 2 (gene pex2). The transcript has 2 exons. The record is from RefSeq and is a predicted model, not a curated record. Lineage: Eukaryota; Metazoa; Chordata; Actinopteri; Cypriniformes; Cyprinidae. Gene Ontology annotation, cellular component: peroxisomal membrane. Bases 200 to 1138 code for a protein of 312 amino acids. Gene Ontology annotation, molecular function: zinc ion binding. Gene Ontology annotation, biological process: protein import into peroxisome matrix.
CCACAUGCACAGCGCGAUGCGAUUCAUGUUUGCCUCGCUCAAUCAGAUAUUGCGAUUGGAUGCAUGUGAUCAAGGGUGCAGAGAAAAUGCAAUUUGCAAUUGGCUCAUCUGCUUCAAGGAGGGGUUACCGAGAUAACCCGGAAAAAGAGGAAGAAUAGCGCCUCAGUUCCGAGUCCGAUCGUGGACUGUCAGUCUUAUCAUGGCUGGAGCUGGAGGUGACAAGCCUUUCGCCAAGGCCGGCCCAAGCCCUUUAUCUCGGGUUUUGAGAAUCAGUCAGCUGGAUGCUUUUGAACUGGAUGGUGCACUGGAACAGCUUGUUUGGUCACAGUUCACCCAAUGUUUCCAGCAUUUCAAGCCUGGGCUCUUAACCCCUGUGGAACCAGAACUCAAGGCCCUUCUCCAGCUCCUCCUGUGGAGGUUCACCAUCUACUCUAACAGUGCCACCGUGGGCCAAUCACUGCUCAAUAUCCGGUACAAGAACGCUCUGAUCCCGGGACAGAAGUACCGGCCCAUGAGCCGGCCACAGAAGUUCUGGUUCGCUCUGCUGACUGUCGGUGAAAAGUGGCUAAGAGAACGCUCCCAUAGCUUGUUCCUCAACCACCCUGCAGAAUCCAACGCACGCAAGGCCCGCAAGGUACUCAGCAUCUUGAUGGGCCUUACCAAAGUGGCCAGCCUGGUCAACUUCCUACUGUUCCUCCAAAGAGGAACCUAUCCAACACUUACUGAAAGGUUGCUGGGAGUGCAGCCCAUCUUCAGUCGACCCCAGGGACCACGAGACAUCAACUUCCAGUUCUUGAACCGGGAGCUGUUGUGGCACGGCUUUGCAGAGUUCCUCAUCUUCCUGCUGCCUCUCAUAAACGUGUGGAAGCUGAAGGCCAGUGUCGCCGCUCUGUUCUCCCCUCUGAAGGAACUGAGAGGAACGGAAGGCUCAGAGGAGACCCUCUGCACCGAGUGCACCAUCUGCGGGGAGUGGCCCACAAUGCCCCAUUCAGCCGGCUGCAAACACGUGUUCUGCUACUACUGCCUUAAGAGCCACACUAUCGCUGACAUCUGCUUUACCUGCCCCAAAUGUGGCGUAGAAACUGGAAUGAUAGAGCCAGUCAGGCUUCAUGUAGGAACAGAGUUGCAUCAGAGUUGAGACUUUGCCUCAAACAGCCUUCUGAUUGACUUGGGAUACACAUAUGGCAGGAGAACUUGAGACCAAGUUGAACGUUUGAGUCGAUCACAGAGAUUGGUUGAUGAAAGCAUGUGCCGCCUUCUGAAACGAGAGCAUUUGUUGCCAUGAAAUAUGCAGAAUUUUGUACAAAGAGACAAAGUUGAUGAUGUAAAAUUCUAAAACAACAUCAUUUGUGUCGCUAAUUUAUUCAGCCUCAUUAAAGUUUGAUAGAAACUGUGUAUCAGAGGUCCACUUUUCUGCAUUCUUGGAUUGAGCGCUGAGCAAAUGAAUAAACAUCAAAACAAGCCUUUGCUCAACUGCCUGCACGAUCCAAUUCCCCUCAUCCCCUAUGAAGGGAGAAAUUUGCACAAGAUCAAGGAGAGGCCAUGAUAGCACCAGGGGGUAGUUGAGUUGGAUGCAGAUUGACAGACAUCCCAUCAUAAUCUCCAUGGCCCUUCUUAAUACGCCAGUAAACUGUAACAAACCAGAGCAGGACCAAUGCAAGUUUCGGGCAUAUUAUGCUCUAAGCCUAAUAAUGACUGCAAAGAUGGGUAUUUAUUCUGCUGUUAACUCUCUCCAGUGAGCCAUGCCUCAGGCCAAACACAUCCAAAUGGACUCAGACCUGCUGGAAACUAACACUUCAGGUUUUUUUUUUUUUUCCCAGACCACAUUGCUUUAAUUGCCCAUUGUGAAGGCAAUCAGUCACUUCUCUGGGCAUGAGGGGUCUAGUGGUUUGCAAGAUUUUGUCAUUUUUUGUAAUCGUUGCUCUCAAGUUCACCAUGACAAAGAACUGAAAAUUGGGAACAUGGCACACCGGUCUGCCCUCAUGAGGGUUCAUUGACGUUAUUAUGCAUAUGGUCAAAUAAAAGGGACCACCAAGAAGUGUAGCUCUCACUAUAUGCAGAACUAUCCAAGUUUACUUGUGCACUAGGUUAACAAUGUUCAAAAGAUAUUUAAUGUGCAACAGCAUAUGUUUAUAGCCUUUGUUUUGUUUCAUAGGAUUAAAGGAAUUUGCCACCACUGUUCUGGAAAUCUUGGGUAAUGGUUGCCAAUUUACAAUAUACACAACAUAUGGUUAUGGUGUUUUUCACAUAGAUUGGGUCCAGGGAACAUCUGUCCUUCAAAAUACAUUUGUUUAAUGACUUCAAAAGCAUCCAAAUGUAAUCUUGUAAAACACUCUACCAGACACAAUAGACUAUUGUGUUGUAUAUUUAUGUAGUUGCAACAAAUAAGAAUAGAUUUUGACAUUUGCUUUCUGUUAAACUAUAUUAAUGUAUUUUCUGAAUGUAUUAUUAUUAUUAAUUAUACAUAAUGUCGAUACAUUUUUUCUUAGUUUAUUAUUCUUCCCCUACUGAUUUAUUGAUAGUAACUUGUUUUAAGCAUUAAUUAAAAUUUUAAAAUAAAGGAAGAUACAGAUAGCUAUAUAUUUUUGUAUAUAAUAUUUAACAAAGCUUCAAACACAUGAACAUCAUAGUGAGUUACAUGCAAAGAAUUUUUAUCAUUUGUAACAGUUGAAGAGUCGGCCCUCAUUUUGCACUUCAUCUCCAAAUCUCAUUUACGCUCAGGGUUGCACUGUCUCCAAUCAGCAAUAAAAUCUGCAGACUUUGACACCAUUUACUUUGCCAAUUGCCCACAUGCAUUUUUUUAACAUACAUGUUGGGUGUUACAGUGGACAAGGCCAGAUUCACACUUUGAUGAGUGAUCCUGCUCAUUACAAUCGACAUAUUCUUGAUCCUUUGAUGUCAGGCGUUGAGUUCUCUGAUUAACAGGUUUGGAAUUAAAGAGUACUAUUUAAGUCUGCAUAAUACCAGUACUUACCCUUUGCAGCUAUUCUUUGCUUAAUUAAAUAGUAGCUUAUAGCGUACUGAAAGACAUACUCUAUUUCAUAUCUGAGUUUUAAUACAAGUGUUUGUUUGGGAUUUUGUUUUUGUGUGUGCUUGUCUGGGCAAGGAAAAAGUCAUUAAAAACAAAUAAAACUU